Molecule: messenger RNA, 2888 nt
Organism: Colletotrichum godetiae
Lineage: Eukaryota; Fungi; Ascomycota; Sordariomycetes; Glomerellales; Glomerellaceae
Exons: 2
Coding region: 138-2639 (833 amino acids)
Biological process (GO): regulation of DNA-templated transcription
Molecular function (GO): zinc ion binding; DNA-binding transcription factor activity, RNA polymerase II-specific
Source: RefSeq, a predicted model, not a curated record
AAGCACUCAGACAGGCCGUCCCGAAUCGCAGCCGGAGCUUCUCCGACAAUCAGCCAUUCCCACUCAGCACCGCCCAUCGUCUUAGGAGGGAUAAGACCAAGGGUGCCAUCGCCGGGCCCUGCUCUCUCUUUUUCGAGAUGUCAUCUACGUUGGCCGAUCAGGAACCUCAGCCAGAGGAGCAGCAGCAGGAGGCGGAUCAUCAGCCCGACCCUCAAUCCGAUCCCCCUGCAUCGCCAACUGCCUCUCAGCAAGCCACCGCCCACGCCUAUGCCAGCAAUGGACUCCAGGUCCUCCAAGCUGCUUCGGAUGCGGCAGCUGCAGCGGCUAUUCAGAAUGUCCAGCAUCAUCUAAGUACUGUUGCAGCCGCUGCCGCCGAUGAGCAGCAGCUACAGCAACAGCAACAACACGAGUCUCAGCCUAUUGAGGAACAGCAGCAGCAGCAGCAGGAGCAAGAACAGCUGUCGAUGCCCUCGGCCGUCGAGCAGGACCAAGUCCAGCAUCAACCACAUCACCACCAGCCGCCGCUUCCUCCACACACUCCGUCCCAAGCGCCAUCUCACCAGCUUCCGCCACAUGCUUCUCAUGCCUCGACAGUCGCAGGCGCCCCGCCUGCACCUCCACUGGCCACCGAUGGCUCUCUCGGUGCCGUGUCACAGAGCGCCAUGUCCGCCUUCCCUCACGCCUUCGCCCCGAUGCCGCCGAUGCCACGAGACCCGACAGUCAACCCGAAGCUGACCCGCCUUCGACGCGCUUGCGACAUGUGCUCCCAACGUAAGGUUAAGUGCGAUGAGGCCGGUCCGCCGUGUAGACCAUGCUCCGAACUCAACGUCGAAUGCACCUUCAACCGAGAGCUGAAAAGGCGAGGACCUCCGAACAAGCACGCCGAGGCUGCCAGAGCCGCUCGAAGGCAGAGAAUCGAGCCUGGCAUGGGUGGCUCGCCCACCACGGCUGCCUUCACCUCAUAUGGCGCUGCCGUUACACCCUCACCUUCGCCGCACAACGCUGCACAGGCUCUCGUUUCCAUAGCAGAAGGACCGGGCCGUUUGGAUGCAGAGGCCAUCGCACCUCUACCUAUCCUCGAGCUCUUAAUCGACGACUUCUUCACCUAUAUCCACCCGCUCGCUCCGUUCCCUCACGAACCGACUUUCAGACACUCCUUCGCAAACAGAGAGGAUAGGACGAACCCCGAGUUUCUUGGUCUUCUGUCAUCCAUGAUAGCCUCUCUGGUGUCUUCGUUCCCCCGGAGUGCAAGGCAGCAUCUCAAGACCCAACACAGCACCCACCUUUUCCCGAGAGCGAUAGUCAUGAUUGAGAGGUGUCGAGAUAUUGCCCUCGAUACGCGGGGUCCGCGAUGGGCAUUGAAGCAAAAGACGUUGGAUGAUGCGGCUACCAGCUACUUCCUCGGGCUUGCGGCAGGCUACACUUUCCAAGUGCCCCGGUUCCGCUACUUCAUGUCUGAGUGUCUGUCUCUCAUUCGGGAGCUUGGCUUUCACCGGCCCAAACAUCCUAAUGAGCUUCCCACCUUCGGCAACGAUAACUGCUCGCCUGAUCCUUUACCAUUCCACCAUAUCAAGGACCAAAUCGGCAAGCGUAUCUUUUGGUGUCUUCUUCUCGGCGUUAGGUCCUUCUCACAACUAGGCGCUUCCCAUGCUGACUUGGUCAUCGCCCCGUCGACUCCCGGACUGCCGUAUCCUGCCCUGCCCGAAAAUGUCGAUGACCUUUACAUCAUGGCCAACGAAAUCGUGUAUCCGCCGGAAAGCUCUGUCACACUUCUCACUGGUUUCCGAUUUGCCGUCGACAUUUAUACUACCAUGAACGCCAUUGUCAGCGUUGAGCUCGUUUAUGGGAUGAGCACCCUUCCGUGGUCCGAUCAAAGGUCGCUGCUGAGAGACGCCCUCAUCGCCGCCAAGGACAUCAUUGACCGGCUUCCCCCCGAACUUCAGCUCAGUGCUUCUCACGAGCAGUCGAGCGGGUUCGGCACCCUCGAAGAUGCCGAUCUCCAAUACGUACCUCCCGCUUACCCCAGUAGCCAGCCUCCUAACGAUGUUCGAAACGUGAUCAAGAAUCACCCCCAACGACGGCGGCAGCUUCAGUACGAGAUACAGAAGGCUAACAUCUACAUCUCUCAACUGGCCACGCGCUCGUUCUAUGUCGAGCUAUUCUUCAACUUGCGUGACGUCCACAUGUCCGACCCCAACAAAGAAGAGCAAGUUGGGGAUAGCGCUGAGGAACAAGUUGCUAAGGGAGCUGAGGAUGCAGAGGCUGCUCGCGUCUUUGAGUUGAUGACGGCAGAGCGGGAGCUGAUUGUGCAAAACCUCCUCCACGUGCUGGGCUCCAUCUCACAACGCAACCUCGAACCUAACGGCGGUUCGCUGAUUAACAAAGUUCGACAGGUUGCUUCGACUCUCCUAAACGACGCCCCGGAGCGGAAAGGCCCGGUGGCUAUGAAGUCGGAGGAAGCGCUUGUGAAGCUCAUCGACGUCCUUCUUAAGCUUGAAGGAACUGGCCCAAGCGGCAGCAACAUGGCCGGAGAGAACAUGACUCCGCAGGAUGAAGAAGAGGAGAUGCGUAACUGGGCUCAUCUGCGCGACUAUCAGCAGCGCUUUGCUGCGCAUGGUGGUUUUGCUGGAAACAUUUGAUGGGCAAUCGUUGGCGUCUACUUCGCGAAAGGUGGCGAAAUCCGGUUGGGAUGUCUCAAUGUUUGAAGUAUAGGAAGUCUCAAAUCAGAAGGAAAAGAACCGGUAACCGUUACCGUCGUUUAUAAAAUGACUUAUAAGGCGAGGUAGAGAGAUUGGCAGUUGAGGCAGCGGGCCGGAAUGUCAUAUAAUGAAGAUACCAAAUCAUUCGCAUCACAGCUGCUCUCCCUCUCUCUUCCGCACUCACUCACU